Photinus pyralis (common eastern firefly) is the source of this 1380-nucleotide messenger RNA. RefSeq names its product sodium channel protein Nach. NCBI's taxonomy places the organism in Eukaryota, Metazoa, Arthropoda, Insecta, Coleoptera, Lampyridae. Gene Ontology annotation, cellular component: membrane. The coding region runs from base 1 to 1353 and encodes 450 amino acids. The transcript is spliced from 8 exons. Gene Ontology annotation, molecular function: ligand-gated sodium channel activity. Gene Ontology annotation, biological process: sodium ion transmembrane transport. The record is from RefSeq and is a predicted model, not a curated record.
AUGCAGACGACGAUUCGAGAAUAUUUGCGUAACAGCUCGUUUCAUGGGAUUCGCUACUUGGCCGAGCAGGAUCGCCACUGGACUGAGCGGUUGUUCUGGCUGACGUGCUGCGUCGUCAGCUGGUUCUCUUCGGCGAUGCUAAUGCGGGCCGCCUGGUACGACUUUCACAACAACGCGGUCAGCUUCGUCGUCGAGACGAACUACCUGGACUGGGACACGCACUUCCCCACGGUCGCCGUUUGCGAAACGGACGCGCAGGACAACAUCGCCGUGGCCAGUGACGCGCUCUUCGGGAGUCCGCACGACUACAACCUGGAUGAAAUGAUAGCCGAACUGGUCUUCUUCCGCGGCUUGGCCCACUACGUUCUGCAGCUCUGCAGCGAUACUCCCCAUCCCGAUUGCUUUAGGUACAACUACAGCUUCUACGAAACCUUGGUUCGGCAGCCUUGCUCGACCCUGUUCCGCAAAUGCAAGUGGAAUCAGGAGGAAUUCGACUGCUGCAAGUACUUCAGCAAGAUUGAGACGGAAUUGGGAACGUGCUACGCCAUCAACUCUCUGCAAGCAAAGGAGAAGAAGCCGCGUAUUAAGAUGAUAUCCAACAGACGCACGGGGCCCGGAACCUUUCACUUGCAGCUGUCUGGAAUUACCGACGUGUACCUUCUGAGUCACCAGGACGUGCCGUGCCUCACCACUCCCAAGUCUGACGUCAUCCAGGUCGCGCCCCACAUACGCUUCAAGCGGUCCAUCGUGCUGGAGGAGAUCGUGAACCAGCUGGAGGUUCGGGACGUCAGCGUGGAACAGCGGAACUGUCGGUUUCCGGAGGAGUCGGACCUGGCCACCUACAAGUACUACAGUUACAGCGCGUGCAACGUGGAGUGCCGCAAGGACGCCCAGUUGGCAAAGUGCAACUGCACCCAUCACUACAUGCCCAAUACAGAUAUCAGCAAGCAGUGCGAUAUACGCGGAUUGGAGUGCCUAAACCAGCACUACAACGAUCUGGCCGUGCUGAGGGCGCACUGGGCGAACAGGCCCGGCCUAGUCUGUCCGUGCAUCCCGAGCUGUACCGAUAUGGAGAUGACGGUGAUACGAGACGACAAAGUUGGAACCCACCACGAUUGGGCGUCGGUCGAAAUCCACCUGGAACGUUUGCCGAGCGAACGAUUUAAAAGGACCGUGGUUAGGGGAAAGCUGGACUUGGUCGUAUCGAUGGGGGGCAGUGUCGGAUUAUUCGUCGGCGCCAGUCUUUUAAGCUUCGUGGAGGUGUUCUAUUACUUCACUUUGCGAGCCAUUAAAAAGUCGAAUCAUGAAGAGAAACCAGAAGAACCCGUUGAGGUCUUGCCCUACGUUGAGUAAUUGGUCCGAAUUCGAACUAAAUUUACG